UUGGAGAACUGGGGGAGUAUUCAUUGGUAGCAGCAGGCUCAGUUCUGUUGUCCCUUUAGACAAAACAAAGAAAGUUGCUUCCAGGUUUCUCUGUGGAUGAUGGUCCUGGCCAGUAAAUGAAGGUGCCUGUUAAGUUGCUGGUGGAAUACUGAAGUUAUUUUUGCAGCAUUUGUCUCCUGAGACAGAAGGAUAAUGAGCAAGAGGGUCUCAACUAGAUUGGUUUUCAUUUUGGCUCUGUUUUCUGACGCUGUUAAGCUGGAAUUGGGAACUGAGCAUGAAGAAAGGAACCCAAAGCACAGGACAAAUCUGUCUGUUCUUGGAACACAACCACCUCUGAGAUAUUUUGACUUUUCCCUGAAGACCAUUAAUGAAACAAAUGGCUUUUCAGAGCUGCAAUCUCAUGUACCUUUUAUUGGCCUCACAGACAGCAAGAAGUUAAAUAGACACUGCUGCAAAAAUGGAGGAACCUGUAUCCUAGGCAGUUUUUGUGCAUGUCCAAAAUAUUUCACUGGGAGAUACUGUGACUUUGAUGAACGGAAAAGAGACUGUGGUGCUGUUCUCCAUGGAAACUGGCUACAGAAAGAUUGUUCCUUAUGCAAAUGUGUUUAUGGGACUUUGCAUUGUAUCCCACAAAUGUUUCAAGAUGGUUGUGAUGAAGACAAAUAUGAAGAGGAGAUUCUCCGAAUACUUUCCAUGAGUUCUAAACUGCAGCCAACAGGACGUAUCUGGUUUUUUACACUGUUUAUAUCCCAUUUUAUGGUGUGAAAGCAGAAUAGAAAAGUUCUGUUUUGUCUCUGUGCUUGUAA
Molecule: messenger RNA, 806 nt
Organism: Mauremys reevesii (Reeves's turtle)
Lineage: Eukaryota; Metazoa; Chordata; Testudines; Geoemydidae
Gene: CRIPTO
Product: teratocarcinoma-derived growth factor 1
Exons: 7
Coding region: 193-765 (190 amino acids)
Source: RefSeq, a predicted model, not a curated record